Pectinophora gossypiella (pink bollworm) is the source of this 7272-nucleotide messenger RNA. It is a transcript of the gene Pfrx, whose product is annotated as 6-phosphofructo-2-kinase/fructose-2,6-bisphosphatase. Gene Ontology annotation, cellular component: cytosol. Gene Ontology annotation, biological process: fructose 2,6-bisphosphate metabolic process; fructose metabolic process. The transcript is spliced from 10 exons. Bases 145 to 1674 code for a protein of 509 amino acids. Lineage: Eukaryota; Metazoa; Arthropoda; Insecta; Lepidoptera; Gelechiidae. Gene Ontology annotation, molecular function: 6-phosphofructo-2-kinase activity; ATP binding; fructose-2,6-bisphosphate 2-phosphatase activity. The record is from RefSeq and is a predicted model, not a curated record.
AAGCGAGCGCGCCGACCUUGCACUUGAAAACUAGUCUAACUGCGCAGUCAGUAGGAGGCGGUCGCGACGGUUGUAUAUCCGUCUCGCUCACACUAUCAGCUGAUUGUCUCUCCACUCUCAGUCAUGCGGAGAUAGCGCGCGCAAAUGGACGUGGUAAACGGAUCGCCGUCGCUGCGGCUUCGCGGCGGUGUAAACAGUAACAGUGACAGUAAAAAACAUGAGUUGAACUUGUGUACGAGUGCGAUGUCGCCGGAGACGCAGCGGCUGCUGCCGCCGACGACGGAGACCAUCAUGACGAAGCCUUUCCCCAUACGAGGAGAGCGAGCGAAUUACGUGAACAUCCCCCAUGUGAUUGCCAUGGUGGGGUUGCCAGCACGGGGCAAGACAUACAUCUCCAAGAAAUUGUCCCGCUACCUUAACUGGAUAGGAAUUAAUACUAGGGUAUUCAACCUGGGGGAGUACAGGCGGCACGCCACGACAGCAUAUACGAGUCAUGAGUUCUUCCGUGCCGACAACAAGGAGGCGAUGGCCAUCAGGCAGCAGUGUGCGCUCGACGCGCUGCACGACGUCUGCGAGUGGCUGGUCAAGGGGGGGGAGGUCGCUGUAUUCGACGCGACAAACUCUACGAUGGAGCGGCGGCGCAUGAUCCGUGAUAUCGUCGUGCACAAGAUGGGCUUCAAGCUGUUCUUUGUCGAGUCCAUCUGCGACGACCCGCGCAUUAUCGAGCAGAACAUUAUGGAAGUAAAAGUAAGCAGUCCAGACUACACCAACAUCCAAAACACAGACAACGUACUGAACGACUUCCUACUCCGAAUAGAGCAUUACAAGGAGAAAUAUGAACCGCUGGACGAGAAUUUAGAAGCGGAGUGCAGCUUCAUGAAGAUAUACGACACCGGGGAGAAGGUGGUCGUCCACAAACAUGAAGGGCACAUACAGAGUCGGAUCGUGUACUACCUAAUGAACAUACACAUAGUUCCAAGGACUAUUUACCUUACCAGGCACGGCGAGAGCAUGCACAACCUGGUGGGCCGCAUCGGCGGCGACAGCAGCCUGUCGGCCCGCGGGCUGCAGUACGCGGCCGCGCUGGCCGGCUACAUCGAGCAGCAGCAGAUCCCCGGCCUGCGGGUGUGGACCUCGUGGAUGAAGCGCGCCAUACAGACCGUCACCGACGUCAGAGCGCCGCAGGAACGCUGGAAGGCGCUCAACGAGAUCGACGCCGGUAUCUGCGAGGAGAUGACGUACGCGGAGAUCCAACAGAAGUACCCGUCGGACUUCAACGCGCGCGACGCCAACAAGUUCGCGUACCGGUACCCGCGCGGCGAGAGCUACGAGGACCUCGUCGCAAGGUUGGAGCCGGUGAUAAUGGAGCUGGAGCGGCAAGGCAACGUGCUGGUGGUGUCGCAUCAGGCUGUCAUGCGGUGCUUGCUGGCCUACUUCCUGGAUAAGUCUGCUGAGGAGCUGCCUUACCUGCAAGUGCCCCUGCACACGGUGAUCAAGCUCACCCCCGUGGCGUACGGCUGCCGCGAAGAACACAUCAAGCUCUCCGUCGACGCCGUCGACACGCACCGACCCAAGCCCGCUGUGAUCCCCGCGCCGCCUAUCAAGCCGCCCGCGCCGCCUGCGCUCAACGGCGAUGCGCGCGACAACACAGACAAUGACCGCGCGGCGCACUAACGUGGACCUAGUGUGGACUAACAGUGCACUCAGUGUGCACCAAAAGUGCCCUAAGUGCGCUAAGGAUGUACUAAGUGCGCUAAGAUUGCACCAUGUGCACUAAAUGCGCUGAGAGUGCGCUAAGUGCACACUUAUAAACACACAGCGCUUUGUACGUAAUAGUGAUUGACGAGCACACACGCGUGUGAACUUAUAGUGCACUGGUCUUGGAUUGACACGCAGUACGUGUAAUAAAAGUGAACUAAAUGUGCACUUAUUAUCGGAAUCAUAUCCGACAUUGCGAUGUUAUAGUCUAGGCAAUUUGUGAAUAGGAAUAACAUUAAUUAACACUUUCAAGGACAGAACGUCUAAUGACGUUCCGAUUCCAAGGUGUCAUAUUACCUAUUAUGAACCAACAAUGACCCAUGACCUCUGUUUGUGAAAGGGUUAACUCUUUCACGAGAGAUAAAAAACAUUUUAUCAAAUAUUUUGGUUAGACAAGUUUAUCUUUUCAUUGAAAUGAGAUUUUUAAAUCUACUAUAUCAGAAAUAUAGUGGUUAUAAUCUUAUUCACAGUGUGCUUAGACUAUUGCUCUAUGUGUUACUUAGCUGAUAUUUUGGUAUAGCAUUGGUUUUAAUACAUCGUCAGGGAUAAUUCAAUAGUAAAUACCCUAUCUACGGGUAUGAGAUUUUGUUUUAUUAUAUGAUACCGUUACAUUUGAUUUUUAGCCAUCAAAAAUAAAAUGACAUGGUGAUGUAAAGAUAUUUCCUGCCGAUAGCAUAGAAUAGAGAAUAAUAAGUAUAGAACUAUAACUCCGCCCCGCACCAUAACGUAUCGGACGCCGAUUUCACCCCCUCUGGGUCUUUAGUCUUAAAUGACACUAAGGAAUAAGUGGGAGCGUAAGUAGGCCCACUGUGUAGUUGCUUGGAUCAUAACUUCGUAAGAAAUAUUGCAUUGAAAUAUCCCUGAUGUCACACUUAACGUUCGUAAAUGACUUCUAAAGUCAACAAAAACAACACACACAACAACAACACAACAGCAACAACACAACAUCAACUACACAACUUAUAAGCCAAAUGGGAACGUAAAAGUAAUGCAAAAUGAUAGCUUGUUCCGUGCCAGUUAAGUAUGAUCUUAAUGCCACUAUAAAGCUGUUUUCAGCUAAAGCUAAAUGUCUACUUGCUGUUUUCAGGGUUAUCAUGUCUAUAUCCUCUUAUGAUAGUUAGGACUUGUAAAACUAAUUUAACUUUAUCAAACAAUCCCUAGAUAGUUCUUGUAAUCUUUUGACUACUUAGUAGAGACUUAAGGUGAUUCGUUUUCCAUACAAAAGUUGAUGCAGUGCUACAGGAAAACGGUUAGAGGAAUAUUGUUAUAAAACCGAUAAAUAGUAAUAUUUUGGUGUAUUAUUUUCGCAAACUAACAAAAUUUUAAGGUCCAAAUACGAGAAGUACCAUAUUUCAGACCCUCAAUUUUGAUCAAUUCUACAUUUGUAGUGGUGCAGAUUACAGUGUAUUUGCUGAGCGUGUAGAGGUGUCAAUGUUAGUUUGUGUGCGUGAUAGUUUUUUUUCUCUAAAGGCUUUGACUACUUGACAAGUGUAAUAGAAUGUCAGUGACAAUUUAUAAAGAGAUUUUGUAUGAAGAGAAUAAAUAAAAAACUAAAAAUCUGAGAAAAGGAAUAUUGGACAAAUAUUUUUGUUUUAACGCAUAUUAUUUAAACAUUUUUAAAUAAUGGGUAAGUACCGUGUUUUAAAAGAGGACAUAUAUUGUAAUAAAAAAUCAAUACAUAAAAUGAAAUGGCUGUAUGGGCAUAGUUAGUUCCCUUUGCCUUACCCUUCGGGGAAAACCAAAUCAAAAAAAAGUUGUUGCAUUUGCCGGCCUAAAUAGUAGUAAUUUUUAAUUAAUUGUUUUUCCAUCCAACAUACAGAUUUAUUUAUAUUCUCUUUGCCGCGGACUUUUUGGUGGAAACGGGAACGGGAAGGUUGAUUUCUUCGUUGAAUAAUCUAAAUAAUCAAUACGAAGUGGUGUUUUGUGGUUAAUGAUCACAUUAAGUUAGUCGGAAAACAUUCCCGAUAGUAUUAUUAAAUCGGAAUAUUCAAUAAACAAAGUGUACCUAACCUAAGCCGCUUACUUCGUUUGGGGUACGGAGUAGGAGUCUGCUCCGAGGGUGGGGCUUAGGUUUCAUCAUUUCAUUAAUCAUCAUCAAGAAAAAAACACAAGACAUGGCUGUAUGGGCAUAGUUCCCUUUGCCUUGCCCUUUGGGAAAAAAAAUAAGAUACAUUUUGAAAUUCUUAUGUAUAAUAAACAAACAUCACAGACAUCAUGACAGAUCUAAAAGUAACGAAAAUCUUUUUUCUUUUUUCUAUUUGACUUAUUUAUGAAUUUUAAUCAAGAAAACGUGAUAAUAAGUUCGACAGCAACCAGUUCAGGUCCCCGAAACAGCCCAUUUCAGGCCGCCUAUAUAUGGAAAUACUACUUCAAUACGUCCCAGCCUCGUCUUUUUUUAACGUCCUCGUUAAAAAAAGACGUCCUGACCUGAACUAACUAACCUAACAAUAAACACCACGCGUAAAUAUAAAUCCAGAAAUGCGCUGCAAGUCGUCUGGACUGGGCGCGAAAACAACAUAGAAUUCGAUUAGCUGCUAAGUGUCCCGCAUGCUAUCACCAGCUGUCAGUGACAUACGAAUGAAGUCCCGCGGAUUUUAUUGGAACUAAAUGACAAGUCAUAAUAAUUACAUGCGGAUACUGCGACAUCAGCGCCGUGCUUGCGGGACGUCCUGAAGCGCUAUUACAUCUUUCAAACGCGAUGCGACAAAGUUUGAACCGACGCAAUUUAGGAAAAAUCUACCUUAUUAUUACUGUACUGUGAUCGUUAUUUGUAAAAUCAUACAAUACAUAUACACAAUUCUUUAUACACAAUAUAAUUAUUAUGACAUAUUGUGGACUUUUCGGUAGACCUACAAAAAAGGAACAAUUCAACCAUACGUUGUUUUGUUAUAUCUCAAUGGGCUCAGGCAGUGUUUUCGCCGAAAGCUCCAAGUCGGCUAUAUUUGUAACGAUAAUUAUGUUUGACAUUCAUCAUCAUUUUUGAACCAUUUUAUACAAAAAAAAAAUACUUGUAUAAAUUAUAUGCCCUAAAGCACGCCCAUGAAUACACUCUACUCAUUGGUGAAAACCGUAUGAAAAUCCGUUCAGUAGUUUUUUAGUUAGCCGCAUGUUCACUGAUGCGAUUAAUGCCUGUUAGAAUUUUACAAAAUAAAAAAUACGGAAAUUACGGAAGGUACUUUAGUGCAAAGUACAUUAUUGUAUAAUUAUAAUAUUAUUGGUAAAAGUGAUACUUUUUGAAAAUUCCGUAACAAAUAGACGGGUUCGCCAAAUUCAAUUGUAAAAAAAAAUACAAAAAGUAAAAACAAUUAAAACAUGCACUUGGGUUCGAACCGUAAAACUUAAGAAUGGCGGCGACUGCUUUACCAAAUGCGCCAUUUAGAAGUUAGAAGUAGAUUUCAAAUUAUGCAUCUCUUUUAAUAGCUAACCUAGUUCGCAUGUGUGUGUGACAGCUUCGUGUUUGUACACAAAUUGAAAUGACACCAACUUUUGAUGCAAUGUUUCAAUAUGAUAUCUGCAGUAAAUACUUCAAAAUUGUAGCUUAACUUAAAGAUAAUGUAUGUAAGAUUUCGCCACCUAACAUUUCACUGGGUCAGAACUCAACACUAAACGAAUAAAUGGAAAAAAAUACGAAAACUGCAGAAGUAACGCCAUCUGCUGACGUAGCGUUACCUAGCUGACUGAAACGCAUCACCUUAAAUUAUAAUUCUUUAAAGAAAAUAAAGAGAUUUUCUCUAGUAGUAACAAUGUUUAUUGUACCAACCAGUUUAUAGAUAAACAUUCAAACGUGUGUUCAGUUUAAAAAUAAAUUUAAACAUUCUAAAUGUGAUACUACAAUGAUGCCAAAAAACCUUUUAAAUUAAAACAAACUUUGCUCUGCAAAAAAAUUAUGAGUUAUAUUUUAUCCAAAGAAAAGUCUCCACUAAAUAGUCAAUUACUAAUAAUGUAACGAAGUGAUAGACUUUACUGAAAUAUUCCAAUUCUUUCAAAUUAUCUUUCGAAAAUUAGCAAAACUUGUCAUAUUCAACAUUUAUAUUGAUCAUCCCAUUGGCAUAGUUCAGUAAAGUCCUUUGCCUUGCAAAUUGUAAAAUAAAUAAAUGAAUAAAAAAAAACAAAUUGUCUAUGACCAAUGAGUACUUUCGUGUUAUAAACGAGAUAAUCUAAUAAAUUAUUGUGGUGGUACUUACUGUGACGGGCUGCAUGGGACGAUUUUGAGACUGACGAAGUGAGUUUAAGAGUUUUGUAAAUUUUAUGCUAUGUUGGCUGGAUAUUGGAACGAUUAGCGACAUAACGCUCUUUAUAAACUUUCAUUAUCUAAAAGUGUUUGUAGUAAAGGCGUUUUCACACUUCGGUUUUUAUUUGAUCCGAGUCCGUGAAAUGACGGAUCCGAAGUGGUCGUAAAACGAUUUCUGUAGUAGUUUAUUCUUCCGAUAUUUAAUCAUAGUAAUUUUCUACUAUUCGUCUUUCUCAGACACUGAUCGAAUAAUAAUCUGAAGUAAUGCAAAAGCGCAAUAAAUUUCUAAAUUCGACUGUGAACUUCUAAAUUGACCUUUAUGUACUUGUUUGCAUUAAUUUUAACUAUACUUUGAUAGUAUUAUUUUCUUCUGUUGUCCCAAUCCCACACUCGAAUUGGCCCUCCAGGGUUGAUGAGGUUGGUAAUCCACCUCACAACUCAUAGACAGAAGACCAACAAAAUUGGCCCACUGCUACAUAGCCUGUUGUUCCCAAUCGUCACACUUGGCUGAUGCAUACAGAGUUCCAUAUUUUUUCCAGAACCUUCUGGACUGCCUACCCUUCUAAAAGACCAAUGGCGUUUGAGUGUUACUCUCAAAUCCAUCCAGUUUCCGUCAACAUAAAAUCUAAAUUUAAAUGUAACGUUUCGCAGUCAUUAUCCCUGCUCAGAGUAGGUUUGGGGGCACGCCGUCCUAUCAGCUGCAGAACAAGAUUUUAAAAGAGAAUAUACUAACUUAAGAUACGAAUGAAACUCACUUGAGCUGCCUUCACGGCAUGAGUUACAUCAAGGGCUUCGACCAAUAGCUGAACAAUGUAUAUCUACGUAGAGAGUAUUCGCUGCGUCUAUUGCUCGAAGUUCUCGAUAUAAUACGCCUGUCGUGCAGACCUUAUUGCCAUUUUGUUCAAAGAAUUAUUAAUUUUUUCACCAUUCUCUUGUUAUUCUGUUAGUACUGUUAAUAAUAAAUAAUAGUAGUGUCUAAUUCUGACCGAAGUUUUAGCUUGACAGUUCUACAAGUGUCGCCAUCUCUUGUCCGAUUCACAAUGUUGUCCAAUAUUAAUUACCUAAUAAGAAUCCAACAAUACAUGCGCUGUGUGUGCCCCCACCCUUAUAUAUUUUUAUAAGCUAUCUCGUUUUGUCAACUCUCUCAUUCAAUCAUAUUGAUUAUACAUAUUUAACUAUACAGAUAGUGAUUUUUACAAAGUGGCUAUGUACGUAUAUUAAAUGUAAUAAAUAUUGUAAUUGUUAAUUUAAUAUUUUUAAUUAUAAGUGUAUUGUAAGUGGGA